ACCAGCCUCCUGCCCAGGGGCACUGCCCCAGCGCUACCCUGCCAGUGCGUGUGGCCGUGUGAAGCUGGGGCCUGUCCCCGGAGCCUUCAGAGAGAUCACAGACCUUACAAGCCCUAUGUUGCUGGACCCCCAGAACACAGAACAUGGCAGAUGGGGCACAGGCCAACCCCAGAGUGUUCAGGAAGAAGGUGCUGGUUAGACAUCUCUCUGGGUGGAGGGGCCCAAGCCUCAGGGCCUCUUCUCCUAGGAGAAGCUCCAGAUCUAGCUUGGGUAUGAAGAAGUUCUUUGCCAUGGUCAUCUUGGUCAGCAGCGUCCUGCCCGAGGCCCACGGCAGCCUGCUUAACUUGAAGUCCAUGGUGGAAGCCAUCACGGGGAGGAACGCCAUCCUGUCCUUCGUGGGUUACGGCUGCUACUGUGGGCUGGGAGGGCGCGGGCUGCCCAUGGACGAGGUGGACUGGUGCUGCCACGCCCAUGACUGCUGCUACCAGAAGCUCUUUGACCUGGGCUGUCACCCCUAUGUGGACCACUAUGAGCACACCAUCGAGAAUAAUACUGAGGUCGUCUGCAGUGAGCUCAACGAGACGGAGUGCGACAAGCAGACGUGCGAAUGUGACAAGAGUGUGGUUCUGUGUCUCCGGAACCAUACGUACAACGAGAAGUAUCGAAACUACCUCAACAUCUACUGUCAGGGCCCCACGCCCAACUGCAGCAUCUACGAGCCACCGCCCGAGGAGGUGGCCUGGAGACACACUGACCCCACUCCCCCUGCACCUCCCUAGUGCCCUCUGGGGACAAGACAGACUGAGCAGGGGGAGCUGGGGCGGGGCGAGACUGGGAGUCCAAGGACUGUGAGACAGGCUCCCAAGGGCUCGGGAAGGCCUGGGCUCUGACUGUGGCCCCCAGGCUGGUCCAGCCUGGCCCUGGGUGUGGCCAUGUUCUGCCACCGGUCCUAGACUUGGCAGAGAACAUGCAGCUUGUUGGGGCUUCUCCUGAGUGUGGAAGGCAAGGCCUGAGAGAGAGGAGGUCCCCUGAGUGGGGCCUCUGCUCCUGGCCACAGCCUGACUUGUUCGGCCUCACCCUCCAGGUUGGACCCCGGGGACUUAGAGACUGAGAGUUUUAGCUGCCGGCACAACCUCAGAGCUUGGUGUGUUCUCAGACAGGUUGCCAGACCGAUGGCGGGCUGGUCCCAAGGUCUGGGCUCUGGAGGCCUCCUGGCUGCCCCUAGGAGGACUCAGGGUGACCCUUGCUUUCUCCCUGGAGCUCCAGGGUAGGUGGACCAGAGUCAGAGGUGGCCCAGACAUCAGAGGGUGACCACAGUGCUUAGCGUCUCUGCCCCAAAGUCUGGCCUCAGAGCGGUCUCCAGGGCUCCGACAGAGCCCACAUUCCUAGUGGCACUCCCCUCGGUGCAGGGUAACCCAGAUGGGGGCACCGAUAUGUCCCCAAGAACUCACAGUUCUUCCCCUGCCUCCCUGCUGAGCCGGGCCUGCCAUAGGGCAUGGCCCAGAGGAGCUCCCAACCCCAGGCUCCUGGGACCCUGGCAGACGUGGAGGCGACAGGGCUGUCCCCCCAUUCCCACACCUCCUGUCCUGCAGCAGCCAGGCCAGUGGGUGGAGAGACCCCAAACCCCUCUCUCCCUGCCAGGGAGAGACGAGGCUGCACCCUGGGGUCCGAAGUCCUCUCCAUGGGGAGGAGGCCGAGGGCGGGGACCCACCUCCGUGAAGGGGGAGACAAAGGCAAGAGGGACCGGGUCCAGGAAGGAGGCUGUGGGGAACAUUCAGGAAGGCCGUGGGGAGGCAGCAGCAUGCAGAGGGAUGAAAGCGGAGAAAGUGGGAGAGAGGUGGGGCCCAGAGGCACCCAGACCUGAGGGGUCUGGGUAGGAGAAGCGCGGUAAAGGAGCCUGGGUUGCAGGACCCUCCUUGGGCCCAGGUUCCCACUGAGCCGGUGGGACUGUGGGCCGAGGUGGAGGAGGGUCAGCCUCGGUGGGGGGGUGGGUGCAGCUUUCUUGACUCUGCGCCAGCACUGCUGUUUCUCCAGGUGCACCCUCCCCUGUCUUGCCUGCCUCACCUCCUGACCUCAGCGGCCUCCAAGUAACCAGCACGCCCUGCCUCACCCUGAUGACCCCCUGGCCCAGCACUGUGACUCACCUGGACACCGAGAGCAGCCACCAGGAGCUCGCC
Molecule: messenger RNA, 2177 nt
Organism: Mustela lutreola (European mink)
Lineage: Eukaryota; Metazoa; Chordata; Mammalia; Carnivora; Mustelidae
Gene: PLA2G2F
Product: phospholipase A2 group IIF
Exons: 5
Coding region: 144-779 (211 amino acids)
Biological process (GO): phospholipid metabolic process; lipid catabolic process; arachidonate secretion
Molecular function (GO): phospholipid binding; calcium ion binding
Source: RefSeq, a predicted model, not a curated record